ACACAGAUACCCUGCAUUUGGGGGUGGAGUGGUAGGUGGGGGGAAAGUAGUGGGGCUGAGAGCUGAUGCUACUGCAUAGCAAUAUCUGGCAUUUACACAAGGAGGCCUCUGUCCUGGGCACUGUUCUUAGCUUGACCGGUCCUUAAGUGUGUAUACUACUUACGACAACCCUAUGCUUUGGGUCUUAUCUUAACUCCAUUGUACAGAGAACUGAGCGAGGAGGAAAUGUUCUAGGGAACAUUCCCAGCCAGAUGGCUCUCCGCCAUCCCUUAGGCUAAAAGCAAUAUGGAAAAUUUGGACCGGCCUCAGAGCUUUGGGGCGCCGCCCCCAGUACCCCUUCCCCCGGGACUACUCCGAAACAGGGCUGCAGGCCUGAGGCUACGGACUGCGCAGGCGCGCCUCCGUAUCCUCGCUCUCCACCACCCAGUGCCAGAGCAGCCGCGAAGGGGCUAGGGCCGCGCCAUGGCCCGGGCGCUUUUCGGCUGCUGGUUCCGCGUGGGCGGAGCCCUUCCGGUCAUGCAGGUGGGCCGGACUGUGAUACAGACCUCCAUGAGCCGGACCCAAGUAGCUCUGCUUGGCUUGGGUCUGCUGCUUAUGCUACUACUGUAUGUGGGGCUGCCCAGCUUCCCUGAGCAGACUUCCUGGCUCUGGGGAGACCCCAAUGUCGCAGUCCUGACUGGUCUCACCCCUGGCAACUCCCCCAUCUUUUACCGUGAGGUGCUUCCACUCCACCAGGCACGCAGGGUGGAGGUAGUGCUACUCCAUGGAAAGGCCUUUAACUCCCAGACAUGGGAGCAGCUGGGCACAUUGCAGCUGCUGUCGCAGAGGGGAUACCGGGCUGUGGCCCUUGACCUUCCAGGUUUUGGGAACUCGGCACCUUCAAAGGAGGCACGCACAGAGGCAGGGCGGGUGGAGCUGCUGGAGCAGGUGCUACGGGACCUGGAGGUGCGGAAUGCUGUGUUGGUGAGCCCCUCACUGAGUGGCCACUAUGCCCUGCCCUUCCUGAUGCGAGGCCACCACCAGCUACAUGGAUUUGUGCCCAUCGCACCCACCUCCACCCAGAACUACACUCAGGAGCAAUUCUGGGCUGUGAAGACCCCAACCCUCAUCCUGUAUGGAGAACUGGACCGCAUCCUGGCUCAAGAAUCCCUGCGACAGCUCCGCCAUCUGCCCAACCACUCAGUGGUGAAGCUACGCAAUGCAGGCCAUGCCUGCUACCUCCACAAGCCACAAGACUUUCACCUCAUCCUCCUUGCUUUCCUUGACCGUCUGCCUUGAACUAAUCCACUACUCAGGCAGGCCUGACCAGAGUUUAGAGGGUUUGGACUACCUACCACCCUCCUGCCACCAGGAAGACAGCUCCUGGGAUUAGAGGACAGAGGUCAGAGGUUCAGACCCAGCCAGAACCUCUCAUUUCAUCUCACAAACACAAUUAAAAAAGCAUUUGUCUUGCCU
Molecule: messenger RNA, 1455 nt
Organism: Nycticebus coucang (slow loris)
Lineage: Eukaryota; Metazoa; Chordata; Mammalia; Primates; Lorisidae
Gene: ABHD14A
Product: abhydrolase domain containing 14A
Exons: 5
Coding region: 463-1278 (271 amino acids)
Cellular component (GO): cytoplasm
Source: RefSeq, a predicted model, not a curated record